AUGUCUCGCUGCUUUCCCUUUCCACCACCUGGGUAUGAAAGAGAGCACAUGCCUGAAGACUUGGAUUCAUUGAAAAAGGAAAAGCAUAAAGAGAAAAAGCACAAGAAGAAGGAGAAGGAACGACGAGAAGGUAAAGAAAAAAGGGGAGAAGAAAGAAGUGAUGAAAAACACAGGGAAAAGAAAGAUCGAAAAGAAAAAUAUAAGGACAAGAAGGAAAAACAUAGGGACAAAAAGAAGGGCACGGAGAAGGACAGGGAGAAAAACAAAGAGAAGAAAAGCAUCUCGGAUGAGUCAGCAGUUGCUGGGAAGCUUGAGGAAAGUAGUGGGGAUAAGCUUCAUUCAGGACACAAUAAAUUCAAAAGCAGUUUCACAUAUGAAACGAAACACGCUACACAAUUUCUGGAUCAAAAUGGAGGGAUUCUUGUUCAAAAUAGCCUUCUUCAGGGAUCUGAGGAAUCAAAAUUUGUGCAGGAGCUGGACAGGAGAAUUAGAGAUGACGAGAAGGGCGCAGAGAGCCAGUUGCUUGAAAGAAUUUCAGAUGUCAGCAAAAGGGAUCAAGGGGCAACUGCUAGAGCUGGUAACAGGGAUUCUUCAGGAGUAUUGGCAGGGGACAAGGGAAAGAACAAGGAUAAGAUAAUUGAUAGUAGAAAAGUAGAUGUGCUAGGAUUCAGGGAAGAGUUUGGUGCAAACAUGGCCCAGAACAAUGCUGGAAUGGCCAAAAGUAAAGUUGAAGCAAUGCCCAAACCAAUGGAGGAACACAAGGAUAGUAGGUUGGAAGGUAAAGAGAGAUCAAAAGAAAAAAGUGACAACAAUCAGGGAGACAAACACAAGGGCAAAGAUAGAGAUAAAAAGGUCCAUGGGAAGGACAGAGCCAGGAAAAAGGAGAAGAGAAGGGAGGAGAAGGAGAAGGGAAUAAUUGAAAAUAAGAAAAGCGAGCAGGAUAGAUCCAACCAUGUAGGCAGGAAUGAUCUUGUCGGUGUUACAAGCAAUGUAAGUACACAUCUAUUGAUGGACAUCAAUGGAAGUUCUGUCGAUGAGGGAAAUAUCAGGAAAAUAGAAGAUGUGAGUGUCAAUGGAUUUCUUCAUGAGAGCGAAGUCAGACCAAAUAAAUUGCAGAGGCUUACUCCUCACCAGCUGACAGAGAAUGAAAGAAAUUUUGAAGCUUGCCAAAAUCCCAUUGUAUCUGCUUCUUAUAAACAGAUGUCUCCUUAUAAUACUUGCUCGGAUAACGAUGACCAGAGGAUGACUGUUACUCUUGAAGUCCAUGAACCAUGUCCAUCUAAACCUACGCCUUUGACUGCUACUACGUCUAUUGAUCAAAAUGUUGAAACAUCAAAAAAAUCAGUCCAUCGAGAUUCCAAGUUUCCGAAUGAAGUCCUCAGGGUACCCAAGAUGGAGAAUCUAAAUGCUGAAGCUUCAAGGAGGCCUCCCCAUCCCGAUUUCAAGUAUCUUAGUGAGAUUCUCACAGUACCCAAGAUGGAGGAGUUGCAAACCGAUGACCAAGAGUGGUUAUUUUACAAGAAGGAUCCUCCAUCGAAUAAGCCCAAGGUGGGAUUUUGUGGGGUCAGGGAAGACAUAAGCGUAUGGUCUGGAGCUAUGUAUAUAGAAUCAGCUGAGGUUUAUGCUCUGCCAUAUGUCAUCCCUUACUGA
Molecule: messenger RNA, 1650 nt
Organism: Fraxinus pennsylvanica
Lineage: Eukaryota; Viridiplantae; Streptophyta; Magnoliopsida; Lamiales; Oleaceae
Source: the annotation of a GenBank genome assembly